AGUCCUUGCGCUCUUGGAGAUCUGGCCUGGACAGCACUAUUCGAGAAGGGAGAAAGGAACAAUUCCUACAUUCCUGCCAAAGCCUCAGCUUUGGGGAAACAGUCAUCAGAAGUUUGGUUCCCAGCCUAGUGCUGCUUGGGUAUCAGCUGACAGCCACUCCCAAGACGGGCUUCAGGGACCUGCCCCAGGUCCAGACUACCUAAUCCCUCCACUCCGAGCAAAGGCCAUAUGGUACAGGAUCCCAGUGGGCCCUGACCCAGGGCUGUGAUUGGCCUGAGCUGGACAAUGCCACUGUGAGGUCGGCCCACUCCUGCUGUAAAAUGGAGGCUCCUGAGCCCUGGGGGUCAGUGGAGCUGCCAUCCGGACACAGAUCAUGAGUGGUGGCUAUGAUCUCAACCUCUUCGCCAGCCCUCCCGACUGCAACUUCCUGUGCUCUGUGUGCCAUGGGGUUCUCAAGAGGCCGGUGAGGUUGCCAUGCAGCCAUAUCUUCUGCAAGAAAUGCAUCCUCCGGUGGCUAACCAGACAGAAGACCUGUCCGUGCUGCAGGAAAGAGGUGAAAUGGAAAAAGAUGGUCCACGUAAAUAAACUCCGCAGGACGAUUGGCCGCCUGGAAGUCAAGUGCAAGAAUGCGGAAGCAGGCUGCUUGGUGACUUGCCCCCUGGCCCAUCGAAGGGGGCACCAGGACUCAUGCCCUUUCGAGCUGAUGGCCUGCCCCAACGAGGGCUGCACGGCACGGGUGCCACGUGGGGCUCUGGCUGAGCACCGGCAGCACUGCCAACGUGGGGCCCAGCAGCAGUGCCCACUGGGCUGUGGGGCCACCCUGGGCCCCGCGGAGCGUGCACACCACAACUGCUACCGGGAUCUGCGCGAUGCCUGGAACCAGCGUCAGGAGCGCAGCCGGAUCCUGGUGCUGGGCCUGCUGCGGCGCAUGCGCAAAGUGCACCGCACCACCACUCUCAUCCGCAGGCAGCUGGCCCAGCUCGGGGACUUCCUGGAGGAGGACGACGCGCUGCUCAUGGGAGCCCCGCAAGGGGAGGCCGAGGCCAACCCAGAAGGCAGCAUUGGGGCCGAGGUUGGGGGCCCCAGGGCCACGGUACCGUGUAAAUUGAGGGGAAAAUAAACGCAGAUCCCAGGCCUGCCCCGCCCCGCUGCCUCUGUGCCUGCCGGCCUCACAGCUUUAUCCCAUUUGCCACCCGCCCCACUUCCAGGUACUACUGCCUUCACCACGCGGGGACACUGGCCUUUCUCCCUGGGCCGCUCCUGCCCGGAAGGCUCUUCUCCUUGCUUUCCGUUUGCCUGCUUUCUUUUCCCUCGGAUGUCUCUUC
Molecule: messenger RNA, 1325 nt
Organism: Lontra canadensis (Northern American river otter)
Lineage: Eukaryota; Metazoa; Chordata; Mammalia; Carnivora; Mustelidae
Gene: RNF151
Product: ring finger protein 151
Biological process (GO): regulation of canonical NF-kappaB signal transduction; positive regulation of JNK cascade; tumor necrosis factor-mediated signaling pathway
Cellular component (GO): plasma membrane signaling receptor complex
Molecular function (GO): ubiquitin-protein transferase activity; zinc ion binding
Source: RefSeq, a predicted model, not a curated record